Messenger RNA from Notolabrus celidotus (New Zealand spotty), 1690 nucleotides. RefSeq lists its product as uncharacterized. The record is from RefSeq and is a predicted model, not a curated record. The coding region runs from base 642 to 1166 and encodes 174 amino acids. The transcript has 6 exons. NCBI's taxonomy places the organism in Eukaryota, Metazoa, Chordata, Actinopteri, Labriformes, Labridae.
UGUGCGUGUGUGUGUGUGCAGGUGUACCCUAAAAGCAUGUUGUCUAGUGUUCUGUCUGUCGAUAUAAUGUGUGUGUGUGUGUGUGUGUGUGCAGGUGUACCCUAAAAGCAUCUUGUCUAGUGUUCUGUGUGUUGAUAUGAUCGCUGUCUUACCUCAGAUCUAACAGCAGUAAGCAGGUGUGUGUCUCCAGUUGUUCCAAUGACUCUCAACUGUCUAUCUAUUCUCAACAUGACUUCACUGUUCUCUCUCUUUGUCCCUUUGUGUGUGUGUGUGUGUGUGUUGGGUGUGUGUGUGUUUCGGUUAGUUGUUUGUGUAGAGGGGUGUCCAUUGUCAGUGUAAGGUCACAACUAUGAAACAUUUUAAUCCCCCACAAUGCAAUGCUCCUGGCAAAGCCUAACAGCAUGCCCCCAUUUCACACUCAUAAGCACCUAGUGGAUUGACUCUCUCUCUCUCUCUCUCUCUCUCUCUCUCUCUCUCUCUCUCUCUCUCUUUCUUUCUCUCUCACACACACACACACACAUACACGGAGAUAGAGAGAGACACAGGUCAAAUAGUAAUCACUGAAUGUACUGUAACUGAAGCAGUCAUGACUGAGCCAAGCAGUGGACUAUUUUACCUUCCAAUAAUCUAUUUAUGGACAGAUGCACACUUUUUGCAUCCUUCUCUGCUUUGCUGUAUUUGAACCAUCUGUUACAUCUUUCCCCCAUCGAGGGGUUGAAGGGCGUCUGACGUCUCUGGCCCCUCCAGUCCACCUGUCAGGUGAAAGACUUGGUUGGACGAUGCUAGUCUGCAUGGUGACUGACUUCAGGAGAGGGCAUCUAGAAGUCAGCUGGAGGUCACUAUCAGAAGGUCACUUUACCAGCUCGUCAUAUAGCCUAGCUGUAAACAGUAAGCAUCACGGCCACAGUGCUGUGGCAACCAUCACUGUGGCGACCAGAGACUGGCCGUCCUACAGCUGCUCUGUGACUCAAAAACGACGGCCCAGAGUGAUGAGGAGACAUCACACUGAUCCAUCAGGUCAUCAAGACAAGACCUGCCACAAAGAGGACGACACAGACGAUGUUGUUUGGUGGACCAACACGGUGGUUGUCAUGAUAAUGAGGCUGCUUCUCAUGAAGAGCAUCGCCUUUAACACUUUGAUUACCAUAUACGCUGUUAUAAAAUGAUGGUUGGAGCGGAGGGCUUCUGAUGCAUUGUUUGAUCCCGUAAGAAAACAAACCCAAAGAGAGAAACUCUUUCUUAUCUGAAGUCUGCACACUGAAGAUUUCUGCACUGUCUUAACAGACUGCCUUUGAAGCUGACUUGGUGGAAACAUUCUUAUGCGGAGACUGGAAUCUUGUGGAUUAUAUGGGAAAUUAUCCUCUGUCUGGAUCACAGGAGUACCAAGUGUCAAUGCUGAGUCUGUAGCAUGCCUUUCAUUGACAUCCCAGCAGGUGUUUUCAGGCUGUGACAGUUGAAAACAGAUAGUGUUUAUGAGGGCAGACCUUGUAUCUGAUCAAAACUUAACCUCAGACUGGUGGAGUAACACACAUUCUGUUGAACAUGUGUUUGUGAGAAACUCUUUUUAUACUGGUUUGUUACCUUGAACCACUUGGGUUACUGAGAAGAUUCAUAAGAAAACUAAAGGCUGUUAGAAGUUUACAAAAAACUGCCUGAAUGUGACAUAAAUAAAUAGAAAGAAAGCUUGAAA